AUGUUGUCCACGCCGUCUGGUUCGGGUGUCAUCAUCAUCUUCCUCAAGUGUCUUUUCACAAAAUACACCUUCAAGAUGACCAGUCCUAUAACGUCAGCACAAGCAGUGGUCACCAUGACUACCACAACAGAGACCUUCCAUCACUUCUACUACCUACCAGCAGAGCUAAAAGACAUGAUAUGGGAUGCGGCUAUCCGGCAAGAUCAGCCCUCGGCUCACUUCUUGCGCUUGUCAGUCGGCGUGUCCGGCCGAACCAAAUUCUCUAUCCCGCGAAACACUCCCUCCGUCCGCGGUCGUCUGGGUCACAAAGUACCCAACCCGUCCAUAUACUUUCUGGAUCACGGUCUUUGGACCGCGUGCAGGGGCUCACAUGCGCGCGCGAGACGCCAUUUUCAGGAAGCCAAGCUCAGCAUCCCAUCCAAUUCCACUGCCCAAGUACACGAUGUCCCUGAACCGAUGACAACGACUCCCAUCUACAAAUCAAGCAGUAUGAUAUCAGUGCACCCGCAAAACGACCUGGUCAUACUACAGCUGAGAACUGGCAUCCGUCCCCUGAUCUCUCUGCCCCCUAGCAUGCCCUUCGCCAACCCUGUAUCGCGAUCAGAAGGCACAUUCCCAACCUGCUCCUUCAGCAUGGGCAACGUGGGUCUAGAAUACAAUCCAUGCUGGAACUGGGGUCGACUUGCCUUCGAAGUAGGGUAUGAUUUCAGGAAAGACACAACAGCACGUGGCCACCUCUGGCGGUCCAUCGACUACAUGUGGCGGGUGAUGCGCAUCCGCAAGCUGUGGUUCGUCGACACCCGGCUGCGGCCCAAGCUCAACACGCGCAUCGAGUCCCUCACGACGGCUGCGUCGUAUCGAAAGCAGCUCUCCGACGAUCCGCGGAACGUCUUCGCCGCCCAGGACCGCCUAUACGUGGAGGUCACGCGGAACGAGGCAAACGACGAGGAGAGCCUCACUCACUUAAGCGCUGGGGACCCCUUCGACCUCACUCAAGAACUCUUCCAAAUCAUGUCGCUCUACCACCGCGAUUCAUACGACCUAGUUGGUGGGGAAUACUAUAAACCAGAUGGCCAUGGAGACUGUUGCGAGCCUGAUACUCGCAAAUGCCCAUAUCCGGUGAUGGAGCUAGGCGUACUAAUGUGCGUUCCACUUGCUGGAGGUCAAGAACAAAGCCAAUCAGGGAUAAAAAGGCAAGCCUCGAUGUAA
Neoarthrinium moseri is the source of this 1209-nucleotide messenger RNA. RefSeq lists its product as uncharacterized. The transcript has a single exon. The record is from RefSeq and is a predicted model, not a curated record. Lineage: Eukaryota; Fungi; Ascomycota; Sordariomycetes; Amphisphaeriales; Apiosporaceae. The coding region runs from base 1 to 1209 and encodes 402 amino acids.